Molecule: messenger RNA, 832 nt
Organism: Ilyonectria robusta
Lineage: Eukaryota; Fungi; Ascomycota; Sordariomycetes; Hypocreales; Nectriaceae
Exons: 1
Coding region: 176-658 (160 amino acids)
Source: RefSeq, a predicted model, not a curated record
GACUAAUGACACAUUUGAGACGCAGUGGGGACCUAGUUACAGGUGACAGUUCAGGACGAACCAUUUGUGGACAUAUGAUCUCUGCUGAGAACAGUGAAAUACAAGGCCACCGCUGACAAAACCACCGCCCAGGAGCUCCCGUUCCACAGCCUCCAACCAACAGCCUCCAACCAUCAUGAUGCAAGCAGCUCGGGUCCAAAAGCCAGGCCGCAGUGGUAAGAGGCGUCGGCGACAUGAAAAGAAACAUGGCUGGAAUCUUGAACUUCGUUGCCCUACGUAUACCUCCAAGUUAUCACAACUAGUCUCUUCGACCUCCGAGGUAGCGACUCCAUCAUCCACUCCAGAGGCAGCGAUCAUCCCGACUCCAUCGUCCACUCCAGAGGCAGCGAUCAUCCCGACUCCAUCGUCCACUCCAGAGGCAGCGACUAUCCCGACUUCAUCGUCCACUCCCGGCUUGAUGAGGGACGCCUUUUUGUCUACCAGCGCAAACUCGUCUCUCACUUACCUAUCGCCAACCAUACCGAUACUAACAACCGCGGCGCCCACUGCACUAUUCACCGCGGCGCCAACUGCAACAUCUGCUAGCUCACCAGCCCAUCAUAACCAAGCAUUUGUGUCAAUUGUAAUGUGCUUUGUCCUGCUUACGCUUGUGCUUUGAUAGAUCGUGCGAGGCUAGGGGUCAGUCGUCAGCGAAGGGGGAGGGGGUGAACUUGUGGCCAAGCGGCCUCUGCGCCGAGAAUAUGGGCCCUGUAUUUUUCUCCUCAGAUGCUCUAGGACGUUUUGGUCAAUCCCUUUUUGGGAUAGUAGCAUACGUGGUACGCAUAUAGUCAAG